UUUUAGUCUCCGCCCCUCACGCUGAGCGUGGCCUGCUGAAAGAGGCACACGUGCUUCUGAAUGGAGCUGGUUGCUGGUUGCUACGAGCAGGUCCUUUUUGGGUUCGCUGUACACCCGGAACGCAAGACUAGUGGUGGCUACGAGCAGAAAUGGACUUCUGUGGCUGACUUCACUCACCAUGCCCACACAGCCUGCUUGUCAGCGGUGGCUGUAAAUAGUCGUUUUGUAGUCACUGGAAGCAAAGAUGAAACAAUUCAUAUUUAUGAUAUGAAAAAGAAGAUAGACCAUGGAGCUCUGGUGCAUCAUAAUGGCACGAUAACUUGCCUGAAAUUCCAUGGCAACAGGCACUUAAUUAGUGGGGCGGAAGAUGGGCUUAUCUGUGUCUGGGAUGCAAAGAAAUGGGAGUGCCUGAAGUCAAUUAAGGCACACAAAGGACCUGUGACCUUUUUUUCUAUUCACCCAUCUGGCAAGUUGGCCCUGUCAGUGGGUACAGAUAAGACAUUAAGAACAUGGAAUCUUGUGGAAGGAAGAUCAGCAUUCAUAAAAAAUAUAAAACAAAAUGCUCACAUAGUGGAAUGGUCCCCAAAAGGAGAGAAAUAUAUAGUUGUCGUACUAAAUAAAAUAGAUGUCUAUCGUCUUGACACAGCAUCUGUUACUGGCACUAUCACAAAUGAAAAGAGAGUAUCUUCUGUUACAUUUCUUUCUGAGUCUGUCCUUGCAGUGGGUGGAGAUGAAGAAGUUGUAAGGUUUUUUGAUACUGAUUCAUUAAUGUGUCUCUGUGAAUUUAAAGCUCAUGAAAACAGGGUAAAAGACAUGUUCAGUUUUGAAAUUCCAGAGCAUCAUGUUAUUGUUACAGCAUCAAGUGAUGGUUUCAUCAAAAUGUGGAAGCUUAAACAGGACAAGAAAGUUCCCCCAUCUCUACUUUGUGAAGUGGACACUAAGGCCAGGCUAACCUGUCUUGGAGUGUGGCUAGACAGCGCGACAGACCUGAAAGAAAGCCUUCCUCCAGCUGCAGAGCCUUCUCUAGUAAGUAAAGAACAGUCCAAAAGCAUCAAAAAGGAAUCUGGCGGUGUAGCGCAGGAAGAAGGAAGGCAGCCAGAACCCGGCAUGAAGAAAUGUGCUUUCACUGCUGUGAAGAAGCAGCCAACAAAAGGGAGUGGCCUGGGGUCAGCCAAGAAGAGGAAAAUGGUGGAAACGUUGGAAAAGAAGAGAAAAAAGAAGAAAAUAUGAAUAAUGCAGUGAAUUCAGAUUUCUAAGAAAAAAACUUAGAAUCAUUCUUUUCAAAUGUACCUAAUUUUUUCUGCCAAGUAAAAACUAGGAAUUUUCUCUUUUGGAGAAAAUGUAUAGCUUAAAAAAAAUCACUCAGUCACUUUUGGUUUUUGUUUUUAAACAGUAGCAAAACUUUUUAGUAGGCAGUAUAUAUUAUGGUAUAUAUUAUGUUAAUGUGUAAUAGAAUUUUUACUGUUGUGUAAAGCAAAUAAAGGUCUUUCUCAAAAUAAUGUAAUAUAAGGUAAUACAAAAAUCUUGAACACAGUCUUUACCAGGGGUACAUAAGAAAGUUUAAGGUCAGGGAAAAUGACAUUUCUUUUUUUUGUCCAUUUCAAGCCAUAAAAAAAUUCCUGUAGCUAAUCUAACAGGUAGAUUUAAAAUCAGCCCGUUGAUUAUACUGUCAUCAUCUCUUACCUUCUUUCCUCAUAGAUUACUGGAUGUUUUGAAAAGAUGAUUUGAUAUAGAGGAUUUAUGGGUUUUACUUAGGUGGGCCUAUGUUGAAUCCCUCCUGAUUUGGCAAAAUCAGGUGUCUGACAGUCAGACACUGGAAAUGCCCCUUUCUUCAGAGGAGGGAAUCAUUUAGGAAAUGAACCAAAUCAUGUGUCAGAUGUUCCAGUGCACCUCUUAGUUAACUUACUUAGGCCUGUAAACAAGGAUGAAGGUAGGUUUGUUUUUUGUUUUGUUUUCGAGACUGUUUUCUUAAGAGUAGUUCUGGGGUUAUAAAAUUGAGAGGGACUUUCAACAGAGACUUUCCAGUGCCCCUGCAGCCCCUGCCAUUUCAGCAUUGCUCACAAGAAUGGCACAUUUUUACUGAGGAUGAACUUACAUUGACACAUCAUCGAGUUUAACUUUGGGAAUCACUUUUUAAAAAAUCCUCAACUGAGGGCACCCUCUUAAUUGCUUUUAGAGAGAGGAAGGGUGAGAGAUACUGACGCAAGAGAGAAGCAUCAAUUGAUUGCCUCCCAUCUGUGAUCUGACCAGAUAUCAUCCGUACCCAGGCUGAGGAUCAAACCUGCAACUUAGGCAUGUACCCCAGCUGGGAAUUGACCUGCAACCUUUUGGUUACAGUACCACGCUCCAGCCAACUGAGCCAUACCAACCAGUGCAGGGGAUUACUUUUGGUGUAUAUUCUAUAGGUUUGGACAAAUAUUUAACGACAUUUACUGAAUAUUUUCAUUGCCCUAAAACAGUUUUGCCCAUUCAUUUUUUUCCAUAUCUGACAAUCACUGAUCUUUUUCUGUGUCUCCAUAGUUUUGCCUUUUCCAUAAUGUGAUACAGUUAGAAUCAUACAAUAUCAUAGCUUUUUUGAUUGGCCUCUUCCAUUUAGUAAUAUGCAUUUAAGUUUCCUUCAUAUCUUUUUUUAUUGCUUGA
Messenger RNA from Artibeus jamaicensis (Jamaican fruit-eating bat), 2640 nucleotides. RefSeq names its product PAK1 interacting protein 1 (gene PAK1IP1). Gene Ontology annotation, molecular function: protein binding. The transcript has 10 exons. The coding region runs from base 61 to 1230 and encodes 389 amino acids. The record is from RefSeq and is a predicted model, not a curated record. NCBI's taxonomy places the organism in Eukaryota, Metazoa, Chordata, Mammalia, Chiroptera, Phyllostomidae.